This is a messenger RNA of Penicillium verhagenii, 525 nucleotides long. RefSeq lists its product as uncharacterized. The transcript has a single exon. The record is from RefSeq and is a predicted model, not a curated record. Lineage: Eukaryota; Fungi; Ascomycota; Eurotiomycetes; Eurotiales; Aspergillaceae. Bases 1 to 525 code for a protein of 174 amino acids. Gene Ontology annotation, molecular function: holo-[acyl-carrier-protein] synthase activity; magnesium ion binding. Gene Ontology annotation, biological process: fatty acid biosynthetic process.
AUGAAACCAAUACCUUUCCCAUUCGCUCUAAAUAUCGGCACAGAUAUCGUGCACCUCCCCCGAAUCACCGCUCUCCUCACUCGCCGGGGGAACUACCUCACACGCUUCACCCGCCGCAUUCUCUCCGACCAAGAACAACGCGAUUUCCACCACCGCUUCAAAGACUCCCUCUCCCUCCAAUCACAAGUUAAAUCCUCCAAUCCCUCACCCUCAUUUGUCACAGCCGACAUGACGCGCUGGCUCGCUGGCCGAUUCGCAGCGAAAGAGGCCGCGCGCAAAGCCGCGCCUGGCGGAGCAGCUUCAAUUGGGUGGAAGGAUGUCAUGGUCCGGGUUCAGGAUAGCUCGGACUCAGAUAAUGGUAUCAUUUUGGGAGUUGCGCAAUCACAUCAUACUGAUGGUGUUAGUCGCAAGCCGGAGAUCAUAUAUUUGGGAACUGAGGAGGAUGGGAGUGACAGUCGAGUUGGGCAACUUUCUAUUUCCCAUGAUGGGGAGUAUGUCGUUGCGACUGUCCUGGCAGCGGGAUGA